AUGAUUGGUAUUAGUGACUACAGGACCAUUCCACUCAAGGACCUUUAUUCGCCUUUUCUUAUUCCAUCUCUCCACACUGCUGUCCAUGCUAGAAUUGGACCGAAACUCGGCAUUGACAUCGACAGCAUUGAUCAUGAGAUGCUAGGCGAAGAAGAAAUUCCAGAUGGCCAGGAUGAAGGCCAGGAAAUGCACAGCACAGGAACUGCUGGCAGUGGAGUCAUUGACAAUGGUGAACUAGCUGAUGGGAUGAGAGAGUUGGAGGAAGAUUCGGGUGACAAUGGCGAUGCAGACCAGGAUUAUGAGCCCGAGGAUAAUGAGGGGCCUGAUAGCACCCCAUAUAGCAGAGCUCUUGCUGAGGACGACUCUGGCUUUGGGGACAAUGGCAAGCCCACUGUUUUCACUUUGGGAAAAUUUUGGAAUUUUGUUGAUACCUUGCUCGAGAACAUUUGCAAAGUUGUCAAGCAGGAGGCAGUGAACAAUCAUCAAGGUACUGUUUUCCAAUAUACAUUAAUUAAAACCGCAUUUUGGCAAAUACUCAUAGAAUAUUUCCAGGAGGACCUCACUGAUUUCCCUGGUAACAUGGCCAUUCCUAAGCUCCUCACAAACAACAGUCCCCAGUGGCAGACCACAAUUCAGAACAACCUCCUGUGGAAUGAGAAUCUGUGA
Molecule: messenger RNA, 666 nt
Organism: Suillus fuscotomentosus
Lineage: Eukaryota; Fungi; Basidiomycota; Agaricomycetes; Boletales; Suillaceae
Exons: 2
Coding region: 1-666 (221 amino acids)
Source: RefSeq, a predicted model, not a curated record